ACAGGUGUCUUUUAUACUGAUAACAAGUUCAAACAGGUGCCAUUAAUACAGGUAACAAGUGGAGGACAGAGGAGCCUCUUAAAGAAGAAGUUACAGCGUCAGACUCCGAUAACAACUGAGGUUCUGAUGGCAGGCAAACAGUACCCAUCCAUCCAGGAGUUCACCAACCAGCUGCUGCUGGGCUCCCUGCUGGAACACCUGUGCUUUGUUUAUGAGAGGGACCCGACCCGCUCACAUAUGCUUUUCAAAGUCAUUGGUCAGCAUUUAGCAGCGAAGAAUGUCCUCUCCCUAUUAACCAUCAGUGAGGAGUUCAGCACAAUCAGAUUUCAAUACAACAGAGGCUUCACUGAACUACUGCAUGCUGUCAGCACCUCCAUUGUUUCACAGGGUCAAAUGUUAUUGAAUACAGACACCCAGAGCCUUACGUUAAGCAGAGAUCCUUAUGGGGCUGUGGACAUGAAACAAACCCUCAGCAUUCUACAUAAAAUACUUAAAGGUGUAGAAUACAUUCAUUCUAGAGGAAUCAUGCAUAGAGACCUGAAGCCCAGGAAUAUUUUCAUGCUUGGACACAACUGCCAUGUGAAGAUUGGAGACUUUGGACUGGCUUGCAGGGAUAAAAUGAUGGAUGACAAGGAAAAACCACCCUCCACCUCACAGAACACGGGUUCCUCUCACACCGCUGGAGUGGGGACAUUUGUUUACGCAGCACCUGAACAGCUGGAGGGUUCCCACUAUGAUUCAAAUUCAGACAUGUACAGUAUAGGAGUCGUGGCCCAGGAGCUGUUCCAGCCCUUUGGGACAGAGAUGGAGCGUGUUCAGACGCUAGGGGACCUCCGUAAGGGGAAGGUCCCAGACUCCUUCUCCCAGCGCUGGCCUGUCCUGGCCAAGUACAUCACACUGCUGACCAGCAGAGACCCCACUCUAAGACCCAGCGCCACACAGCUGCUGCAGAGCGAGCUGUUCAGCAGCAAAGACAUGGUUAUCCAUGGCUUGCAGACAAGGGUUGAAGAGCAGAAAUAUGAGAUAGUUCAACUCAGGAGACAGAUCAGUCAGCUACAGACUCAGAGCAUGCAGCAAGCAUCCCAUUCCACGGACAGGACCUGACGUCAACCAUCUCUGCCCAUCUUCAAACCUGUUAUAUUCGACCCCUUUACCUUACCAAAUGUGAAUAAUUUGGUGCAAAUGGUUGAAUGUGUGUGGUCUCUCUGCCUGGAUGUAACAAUGUGACUAUAAAUUCAAAUUGUAGAAUAAAUCAUUUAAUUUA
Oncorhynchus masou masou (cherry salmon) is the source of this 1264-nucleotide messenger RNA. RefSeq names its product eukaryotic translation initiation factor 2-alpha kinase 1 (gene eif2ak1). Gene Ontology annotation, biological process: protein phosphorylation. Gene Ontology annotation, cellular component: cytoplasm; cytosol; nucleus. NCBI's taxonomy places the organism in Eukaryota, Metazoa, Chordata, Actinopteri, Salmoniformes, Salmonidae. The annotation marks the transcript as partial. Gene Ontology annotation, molecular function: eukaryotic translation initiation factor 2alpha kinase activity; ATP binding. The transcript has 10 exons. The record is from RefSeq and is a predicted model, not a curated record.